Molecule: messenger RNA, 732 nt
Organism: Monoraphidium neglectum
Lineage: Eukaryota; Viridiplantae; Chlorophyta; Chlorophyceae; Sphaeropleales; Selenastraceae
Exons: 7
Coding region: 1-732 (243 amino acids)
Source: RefSeq, a predicted model, not a curated record
AUGCUCUCACACUCUGACGUCUACAAGCCGGACAAGACCAUGAUGGCGACGAAGCAGAUCAAGAUCAUCGGGUCUGACCUGGGGAUCUGUACCGCCGCCGGCUGUGUGGGCAACUCGUACUUCAGGGUGGAUCGGCAGCACACCGGCGCCUCAUGGCAGUUCAAUUGGGAGGACAACGACGGGAGCGUGGUGCGCUCAGUCGACCCCUCCAGGCCCGCGGGGCGCUACUUGAUCGGCUCAUGGGUGGAUUGGUGGAACGUGGACGCCAACUGCUGGCGCGAGAACCUGCUGAGCGGCAUUUGGGUGUGCCCCAUCGUCCCGGGGCGCAACGUGUCCCGCCUGGACAUGAGGGUGACGUCAGCAAACGCCCAGUCCUUCUUCACCAUCCCGUAUGAGUGGGCCACUAUGGACACCACCCGCAUCGGGUACGUUUCAAACUUUGCCGGCGUAGACCGCUCCAUGCUCAUCACCAAGACCGAGGGCACCACCGGCGUCGCGGGCGGCAGCGGAUGGUAUGUCGUGUACAACCCCAGCGCGGGCGGCUACAGCGCCCCCAAGCGGCUGCAGCUCUACGCGGUCAAUCUGCCGCGGGAGAACCAGAUCUACUGGACGUCCUGCUGGCCCGCGGGCACGACCUUCACCAUUCAGCGCACAUUCUCGUGGUCCACCUGCCUCAGCACACCCGUGGUGCCGGUGAGGAGGGGGGGGGGUGACGCGUGGGGCAGGGGCUGA